AUGAUCAAAGCAAUAUUGGUCUUUAACAAUUACGGAAAGCCUAGACUUUCUAAAUUCUAUCAAUAUUUUAAUGAAGACAUGCAACAGCAAAUUAUAAAGGAAACAUUUCAGUUGGUUUCUAAACGAGAUGACAAUGUUUGCAACUUUCUUGAGGGUGGAAGUCUCAUUGGAGGAUCAGAUUACAAACUGAUUUAUCGUCAUUAUGCUACACUGUAUUUUGUGUUUUGUGUAGAUUCGUCAGAAUCAGAACUUGGUAUUCUUGAUUUAAUUCAAGUGUUUGUUGAAACACUCGAUAAAUGUUUUGAAAACGUUUGUGAGCUGGAUCUUAUAUUUCACGUCGACAAGAUUCAUUACAUUUUAAAUGAACUAGUAAUGGGUGGAAUGGUUCUAGAAACUAAUAUGACUGAAAUACUUUCAAGAAUAGAAGAACAAAACAAAUUGGAGAAACAAGAAGCGGGUCUUGCUGGUGCACCAUCUAGAGCUGUGUCUGCUAUGAAAAAUAUGAAUAUACCACAACAGUUAAAGGAUAUGAAACUUCCAGAUCUCCCUCAAGCCAUUAAGGAAUUGAAGUUCUGA
Molecule: messenger RNA, 576 nt
Organism: Macrosiphum euphorbiae (potato aphid)
Lineage: Eukaryota; Metazoa; Arthropoda; Insecta; Hemiptera; Aphididae
Source: the annotation of a GenBank genome assembly